UGAUACAUGUUUAGUGUCGUCUAGACUCUAGAGCACAUGGUUAGUACGUCACAGGAAGUUUUGUUACGUUUUGGAUUCGUUUUCUGCUUUAAAUUAAGAUUAACAAGAUGUUCUCUGCAUUAUCAAACAUAGCAUCUUUCCUUUGGAAAAGUUCGGAUGAAAAUUAUGAAGAAGAGUCUUUUGAUACGGAAAAUGAAGAAGAUAUUCUCGAUAAAUAUAAGUAUGGAGAUAAUGAAAUAUAUGAAGAAGAAAAUAUGGAAACAAACACAUUUUUUGGAACUAUUACAUCAAUUAAUCACAUUGAGAAGUAUGGCUUAAUAAACAAGGAUGUUUAUUUUGAUUUUAAAGUAGUAAUUGGAGACAUGCAAUUGAAAAAAGGCGAUUAUGUCACUGGUACUUCAGUAAGAUACAGCAAAGAUCAGAAUUGGGUUGCAGUGUCCGUGUUUCUGUCUACCGAAUGUUGGGAAUCUGGAAUCAGCGAGAAAACUGGUUCAACAUCCAAAAUAAAGUCUUUGGAAACUGAAUUGAAAGAAAAAAAAGCUGUCACUACUAAUAUUACUUAUAUGAAUAAAGAUAAAUUAAUAUUUAACCAUAUUCUUGAAGUAUCUGCUAAUAAAAUAACCAAAGAAUAUUCAGCAAAGCAAGGUGAUUGGAUUAAAAUAGAAUUAGUAGAUGACGAAAAAUAUAAUAUUCAUCCUCUAAGAAAAUUGGAAAUAUCAGAGGGUAAAAUUACUAGGCUGAUACGCAGCGGUUGUGGAAUCAUCGACCAUAAGAUAUUUUUUACCAAAGAUGUCUGUCUGAAUGAUUUUAUUCCAAAACGAGGUGAUCUUGUCGACGUAGAAGCUGUGGAAAGUAACCAAAUGAAUUUUGAGUGGAGAGCAAUUAGUGUAAAGAAAGUAGAAAUGAGAGGGUAAGAAUCUUUGAUGUUUGAUCAUUUAUAUAUAUUAGGUUGUUCGGAAAGUAAGUUCGUUUUUUUUUACCACUAGAGGGAUUAGUCAUAUUUUUCCU
This is a messenger RNA of Centruroides sculpturatus (bark scorpion), 1008 nucleotides long. RefSeq names its product RNA helicase Mov10l1-like. Bases 108 to 914 code for a protein of 268 amino acids. The record is from RefSeq and is a predicted model, not a curated record. The transcript has 5 exons. NCBI's taxonomy places the organism in Eukaryota, Metazoa, Arthropoda, Arachnida, Scorpiones, Buthidae.